This is a messenger RNA of Syzygium oleosum, 1874 nucleotides long. RefSeq names its product receptor-like protein kinase 5. The record is from RefSeq and is a predicted model, not a curated record. Gene Ontology annotation, biological process: protein phosphorylation. The transcript has 2 exons. Bases 60 to 1874 code for a protein of 604 amino acids. Gene Ontology annotation, molecular function: ATP binding; protein kinase activity; protein binding. Lineage: Eukaryota; Viridiplantae; Streptophyta; Magnoliopsida; Myrtales; Myrtaceae.
ACAAUCUCGGCGGGGAGUUGCCAGAGUCACUUGGAAAUUGCAGUACUUUGUACAUUGUGAUGUUGAACAACAAUGGAUUCACUGGCAAUGUGCCUCAAGGACUCUGGAUGUCGCCGAACUUGACAACUUUGAUCUUGAGUGGUAAUGGGUUGACUGGCGAGCUUCCCGAGGAGCUGUCCCCGAACCUCACUCGGAUCCAGAUGAGCAACAACAGAUUCUCUGGCAAGAUUUCGAGCACAGUGUCUUCGUGGAGGAAGUUGGUGGUGUUUGAUGCCAGUAAUAACUUCCUGAGUGGCACCAUUCCGACUGAAUUAACCGAGCUUCCUUCUCUGACGACGCUUUUGCUAGGUCAGAACGAGCUCUCCGGAAAUCUUCCCACAGCUAUUGUUGCGUGGAACUCCUUGACCACUCUGAAUCUUAGCCACAAUCGAUUGUCAGGACCGAUUCCUAGCAAAAUCGGUCUUCUACCGGUACUCAUGCAGUUGGACCUAUCUGAAAACCAACUGUCCGGCUUGAUUCCUCCUGAAAUCGGCCAGCUGAAGCUGAACCUUCUCAAUUUAUCCUCCAAUCGCCUCAAUGGACGAAUCCCAGACGAGUUAGAGAACGCCGCAUAUGAUGCCAGUUUCCUGAACAACCCGAGCCUCUGUGCAUCCAAUUCGUUCAUGAGGCUCAAUGUCUGCAAUUCCCAAUCCCGUAGAUCGAGCAAAAGCUUGCUGACCAAUCUCGCCUUGAUUGUGAUCUUGGCCAUCGCUGCAGUGAUAUUCGUUUUGUUGGUGGCAGUAUUUACAAUCAGAGCUUCCAGAAAGAAGAGAGACGGGUUUGAUUCAACUCCGAAACUGACCCCAUUCCAAAGUUUGAAUUUUACAGAAUCGAAUGUUCUGUCGGGAUUGAAGGAGCAUAAUGUGAUCGGAAGUGGCGGAUCAGGAAAAGUAUACAAAAUUAUCGUGAAUCAUUCUGGUGACACCAUCGCGGUAAAAAGGAUUUCAAAUGACCGAAAAUUGGACGAGAAGCUGGAGAAGCAAUUCGUAGCAGAAGUGGGGAUACUUGGGAAGAUAAGGCAUCUGAACAUUAUCAAAUUGCUGUGCUGUAUUUCUUGUGAGAACUCGAAACUCAUAGUGUACGAGUACAUGGAAAAUCACAGCUUGGACCAUUGGCUUCACAAGACCAAAAGAUCGUCACCCGUCUCAGGUGUAGCCAACAAUAUGUUCUUGGAUUGGCCCAAGAGGUUACAGAUUGCGCUAGGAGCCGCUCAAGGACUUUGCUAUAUGCACGAUGAUUGUUCACCGCCCAUCAUCCACCGAGACGUGAAAUCGAGCAACAUUCUCUUAGACUCCGAGUUCACUGCAAAACUUGCUGACUUCGGCCUUGCAAGAAUGUUGGCCAAGCAUGGAGAAUCUGUCAUGGUGUCCAGUGUUUCCGGAUCUGCUGGCUAUCUUGCACCAGAGUAUGCUCAGACGACGAAAGUUAAUAAGAAGAUCGAUGUUUAUAGCUUCGGGGUCGUUCUCUUGGAACUGACCACCGGGAGGGAUGCUCAAGGCGGGGACGAAGACAUGUGCCUCGUUGAUUGGGCAUGGCGUCACAUCCUAGAUGGCAAGGCAAUAUCUGAUGCGAUAGACGAGGAGAUCAACAACGACUCAUUCCUAGGUGCAAUAAGCAAUGUCUUUAAGCUCGGGAUCUCUUGCACUGCGAACAGUCCUUCCAAGAGGCCUCCGAUGAAGAAGGUAGUGCAAGUGCUGCUCAAAUGUAGCAAUCCGCUUUACGAUGUCGAGCAGACAUCCCGACAUAACUUAGACGUUGCCCCCCUCCUCGAAAAUCCUAGGCAUGAGGAAAUGCCGCAGAACGCUUAUUGUUUUCUCAGGUGCAACACUUACUGA